CGUAGCGGUUGGCCACGUGCAUCCCACCGUAUGCCGUAUACAAUGGAUCGGCGAUAGCAUCGUGAUGAUUUGUAACAGAUAUUCUCGAAGAGGAUCGACACGACAGCUAUGGAAGAGAGCCUCGGGGACAGCUUGCUGGACGACGGGGACGACGUCGGGGAGUUGACGGCGCAGACAGCGCUCCAGGAGAUCGAGAACGCCUGGAUGAACGAGAGAUUCGCGCCGGAGAUCCUGCCACAUCAGUCUGACCUGGUGGACUGUAUGCUGCAGCAGAUCGCGCACAUGGAGGAGAACAUCAAGAGGUUAGACAAGAGUGAUCUGCGAGCGUUGGUCCAUCGGAUGGAGCUCGAUCGGAUCAAAUACCUGAUCAGCAGCUACCUACGAAUACGCCUGGAGAAGAUCGAACGUUACACGAUCCAUAUCCUGUCGGAGGAGGCAGGCAGGAGCCUGGAAGAGGCCUACCUGACGCCGGGCGAGUUACGUUUCGCCAAGGAGUACCUAGCCAAUCUGGAGACGCUCUUCAAGACGGUGGCGUUGCAGCAUAUGCCACCGAAUUUUCAGCGAUUCGAGGCGAACAAGUUUACCAUUAAGCCCAAUCUACAGGCACACGUGUUCCUGCGUGCCAAUCAGAAGGUUACAGGAAUAGUCCUGCCUGGCAUGCUGAACGAGGAGAUAGACUUCGAGGAAGGUUCGCAGCAUAUUAUUCAGUACAGCGCCAUAGCGCACUUAGUUAAGUCUGGCGUGGUGCAGUUGAUUUGAUAUUUUUAAAGGAUACUCGCGUGAAAAUACAACUAUU
Messenger RNA from Temnothorax curvispinosus, 796 nucleotides. RefSeq names its product DNA replication complex GINS protein SLD5 (gene Sld5). The transcript has 2 exons. Gene Ontology annotation, cellular component: GINS complex. The record is from RefSeq and is a predicted model, not a curated record. NCBI's taxonomy places the organism in Eukaryota, Metazoa, Arthropoda, Insecta, Hymenoptera, Formicidae. Gene Ontology annotation, biological process: double-strand break repair via break-induced replication; DNA-templated DNA replication. The coding region runs from base 109 to 759 and encodes 216 amino acids.